Molecule: messenger RNA, 627 nt
Organism: Closterium sp. Yama58-4
Lineage: Eukaryota; Viridiplantae; Streptophyta; Zygnematophyceae; Desmidiales; Closteriaceae
Source: the annotation of a GenBank genome assembly
AUGGAGACAAGCAGGCAAUCUGGUUCAGGCCCGCUGCCGAUACGCUGCAUCAACCACGUUUCAAUCAAGUGCACCUCAGUGCAGACAUCUCUCGAGUUUUAUUCACGCGUCUUAGGCUUUCAGCCUGUAAAGCGUCCCGAAAAGUCUCUUAGCUUCGACGGUGCAUGGUUAUUUAAUUAUGGAAUCGGACUCCACCUUCUAGGCGAGAGCGGCUGCCCUCCGAUGCCACGAACCCUUACCCCUCGAGAUAAUCACAUCGCGUUUCAGUCGGACAAUCUUUCCGAAGUUGAGAGGAAGCUGAACGCCUUGGCGAUCUCGUUCGUGAAGCAGCAGGUGGAGGAGGACGGGAUAGUGGUCGAUCAGAUCUUCUUUUUCGACCCUGACAACUACAUGAUCGAGAUCUGCAACUGCGACCUCCUUCCCAUCGUACCCAUUGACCCCUUUGAGCUGUCCACGUCAGCUUCGCCUUCUCAACAGUUCAAACAUCAGGAGCUUCCAAGAAGGGUUUCAGGUACCCCGCCUCUAAGACUAUCUGCUGGCUGUGUUCCUGAAAGUGCCACUGCUGCUGUUGCCCCAAGCCCAUCGGGGAUCCUUGUGCAAUCUGGAACCAUGCCGCUCUGUGUAUAG